AUGGGCAAGAAACCAAAUCUCACCGGCUUAUCUCGUUUUCUGCCACAAGACUUUCUUAAUCCAAACGCUACUAGCCUCUCAGAAAAAUCACAAAAUGAGAGCAGACCUGCAAAGAAACACAGAACGGAUACCCAUGGUCCUGUUCGCACAAGAUACGAUGCCACCGCCCUUGUUCCUCACUACACCACCGCUCACGAGGUUCCAGAAAACCUUCAGAAAUGUCCGUCCUGUCUCUCAGAUUUUUCGCAACGAAAACGUUACUUUUCUUUAUACGACCAAGGAUGUCUAUUAGAUGAAGAAGGCUGGUAUAGCGUGACACCUGAAGACAUUGCCGUCCAAAUUGCAGAUCGCUGCAGAUGCGAUACAAUCCUCGAUCCUUUCUGUGGCGUCGGAGGAAAUGCGAUUGCUUUUGCAAAAACCUGCGAGCAUGUCAUUGCUCUGGACAUCUCCCCAACACGACUCGCUUUGGCUCGUCAUAAUGCUGCUAUCUACGGUGUUGCAGACCGUAUUGAGUUUAUCCUUGCAGACUAUAUCUCAUUUGCGAACGCAUAUCUUUCACUAUCCCACCCAACGCGCAGAAUUGACGUCGUCUUCUUGAGUCCCCCUUGGGGUGGCCCAGGAUAUAUAUCUCCCUCCGAAAACCAUGUCUCUCCCUACAACAACACAGACUUCCAGGAUGACCUAGAGACGCACUCACAGUAUAGCCUCUCGAGGAUACAACCGGUACACGGAGCUGAUCUAUUUCGCCUGACGAAGCGGAUCUCAGAUAAUAUCGCUUACUUCCUUCCCAGAAACACGGACUUGAAUGAAAUAUCCGCCUUGGGACUGCUCGAAAAAGACGAGAGUGUCACUCCUGAUGACAAGUCUCGAAUGAUUGAAGUGGAGGAAGAGUGGAUGGGGUCGAAGUUGAAAGCUUUGACUUGUUAUUUUGGUGGUCUGGUUGGUGGUCAAGAACACGUAUUCUGACUUCACACUGCCAGAACUGGUGUAACGCAAACACAUUUUUCGGACUACUCUUGGCUGCGAAUUCUUGUCAAUGUACCAGGGUUGGUCGUACGAAGUGAAGUGUAUUACAGUUUGAGGUUUUAAUUUAAAUCUUGUAGCCCACGAGCUGCAGUAAUUUGUGUGGCUCCUCAUUUUUGGGCACCCACAGGCACCUAUUUGUACCCACAACCCUCUCUUAUGCUCACAAGAUCUUUGACAGAUCGAUAAUCGAAUUCUGUUAGACGUCGAGCCG
Messenger RNA from Suillus subalutaceus, 1237 nucleotides. RefSeq names its product Tgs1 protein. The record is from RefSeq and is a predicted model, not a curated record. Gene Ontology annotation, cellular component: nucleus. Gene Ontology annotation, molecular function: RNA cap trimethylguanosine synthase activity. Lineage: Eukaryota; Fungi; Basidiomycota; Agaricomycetes; Boletales; Suillaceae. Bases 1 to 966 code for a protein of 321 amino acids. Gene Ontology annotation, biological process: 7-methylguanosine cap hypermethylation; 7-methylguanosine RNA capping. The transcript is spliced from 3 exons.